AUGCUUUCUAAUGCUCUUCCUGUUUCUUCUUCUCUUCAUAAAAGAUGUGUUAUUGAUUCUCCAUUGUGUCCUUUAUGCAAAAUACAUCCUGAAACGGUUAAGCAUGCUUUGCUAGAUUGUUCCAGAUCGAGGAAAGCUUGGAAGUCUUCAUGGUUUGUUACCCAUUAUUAUAAGUAUAAGCAUCUUAAUGAAUAUGAUUUCUUUUGUAGUGUGUCUCAGGAGCUGGAUAAAGAUUAUAUCGGUAUUUUAUGUUGUUUUCUUUGGGCACUUUGGAAUCAAAGGAAUAAUAUUUUUCACCAUAAGCAGGAUGGUCAACCUUUUGAUGUUUAUGAUUGGAGUGUCACUUUUUUCUUUAAGUUUUUGGAUGCUCAGCAGGUUCCUAUUUCUCCCAGUAUUUCCAAUUUGGAUCAGGUAGCUUUGCAACAUGUUCCAUCGGAGGGAGCUUUUCAGAUUUUCACUGAUGCAGCCAUUGAUGUGCAGAGAAAGAAAUAUAGUAUUGGGGUUGUUGUUUUGAAUCAUUCUCACCAGGUUGUUGCUGGUUUGGCUAAGCCUUUUACAGGCUGUGUUUCUCCAAUGGUGGCUGAGGCUAAAGCUGUUGUGCUUGCUUUACAGUGGGCUUCUUCUAUUCACCUGCCUGUGGACAUUUUAAGAACGGAUUGCAAGUCUAUUGUAGAUAAAUUAUAUUCUUGUACUCAGGGUUGUAGUAUUCUGGAUGAUUUAAUUGUUUGUAUCAAGAACUUGUUAUCUCCUUGCCCAAACCUCAGAGUGGUUCAUGUUAAUAGGGAGUAUAAUACCUUGGCGCAUAGUGUUGCAAAAUGGGGUCUUGGGCUUGAUAGUGAGUUCAUUUGGAAUGACUCUUUGCCUUCCAUUUAG
Molecule: messenger RNA, 873 nt
Organism: Cannabis sativa
Lineage: Eukaryota; Viridiplantae; Streptophyta; Magnoliopsida; Rosales; Cannabaceae
Exons: 1
Coding region: 1-873 (290 amino acids)
Molecular function (GO): RNA-DNA hybrid ribonuclease activity; nucleic acid binding
Source: RefSeq, a predicted model, not a curated record